UGUGGUCUCUGCCUCACCCAAGAGCGCGUCGACGCAUUGUUUCCGUGGAUCCAAGUGAGAAAAAAAAAGGUCCAUUGUUGUUGCGAAGUUUUUAAUCUGGGGAUUUUUAAAGUCCAUCACAUGCUCAGACUGAGCAGCGGGACGCUGUACCACAACAGGCAAACUACUGCAAAAAUCCAUGUUGGAGAGGAAACUAUUCAUCCCGAACGGACCGAGGGAGACAUUGAAUUCACGCUGCAUACAUGCCAGUGUACCUUUUGGGGGGGGGACUUUAGGAUUGACGGAAAAACUUUGUAGGAGAAACGUGACCGCCUGAGAAGAUGACGCUCAAGUACAGCCAGCGGUCGCUAAUAGUUCUGUCUUUACUGGGGGUGUUAUCGGCUGUCAUGUCUGUUUUAUCGGUUAUUUUGAUUUUCCAGCUUCAGUCGCAACAGACGGCAGUGAAGGAGUCUCCCCCUUCCACGUCCUCGCUCAUACCCGCUUACAUCUGGGCCGUCCUGCUGCCCGUCUCCACGGUGCUCUCCGCUCUCUCUCUCACCCUGCAUUUGAGCUCUGUGGUGGUGUGUCUUCUCCACAGCUACUUUUCAACAGAGGUCUGCAGAGGAGAGCAGGACACUGAAAGAGCAGACUGGUUCCUUUUGGAUAGCAGAGCUGUACGACACGUGGCUAUCGGACUGUUUUGCCUGGGGGUUACUGUCUACUUGGCAGCUAUGUCCAUCUUUAUGCUCCUCAUAUUUGAGGUGGAGACAGGCAUUGCAAGUGCUUGCGUACUCGCCUCUGGGAUCUUAAUCCUACUGGUCGUUGUGAUCCACUCGCUGGUCAAAGCUUCUUGUAGUGCCAAGCACUAUCACAGCGACCGCCGUGACACCCUCUUCCAGAAUGACCACGGAAGCAGCAGCGUGCCUGUCUCCCGCCACUGCGAGCUGAAAAUUGGCGUGGACAAACCGCGGAUGCAGCGCAGCCAGUCUCACCUCCAGCAUCACAUCCCAUACCCUCAGAGUGGCAACCCGAGGCAGCAACAGUACCAGCAACAGCAGUACUCCCCCGCUGAAGGUUCCCAGGGCCACACUGGGGAAAAAGACGGCUACAGCAGUGCUGGCAGUGGUCCCCGAAUGCACAGGACCCUGUCUACUGAAUCUGGCUUACUGCAGGCGCAGGCUAAACCCUGGAAUGGGGUCAACAACGAGAUGAAGAGUGUGCUUGCACGCAAGUCAGGGAUUUCCGCAAAAGACUCUACUCUUGUGUGACAUAAGGGAAGCUGAGCUUGUCGUUAAAGAAACUGAUGACCUUCUAAGCAUCACUAGAGGACUGCUAACACAAGUGUCAUCUCAGACCGAUGUCAAACUGUCAGUUUGUACCUUUUCACAUACACAAAAAUGGGACAGAGCUUGAAAGGCAUACUCAAGUUUUCCCCAUUAUUAACUGAUUUCUCCUGUUCAGAUUAUAAAGCAUUUUGAACUUGAUGAAAACCAUAUUGAGCACAAACGUCUGUAUGAUUUGUAGUGUUUUUGUAUGAAUGAGUUUGAUUUAAAUCUCUCCAGUGUUGCCCAGGUAGCAACCUGGCAAAUGUAUAGCUUUCAUUGUAAUAAUGUCAAUACUUUAUUCCGCUGUAUAUAGUGGCUUUUUGCCAAAUAUUUGUCCACAGCGUGCAGAUGUGUUUUGUUAUGUGUUGUUCAAAAUGAUUUCAUAUCAAGCAUAAAUUAAUUCGUUUUCAGAAAAUAUAAUUCAGUUUAAAAGUAGGAUGUGUUUUGACACCUGAAAAGGAGAUUACAAUGAUGUUCACAAACACCUGUUAACUUUAAAUGUCAUUUCUGUCAUUUUCUUUCACCUUUCUGAAAAAGAAGGAAAUAAUACAGGCCUGAAUGUGAUUAUGUCAUGUCUGGAGGUAAUACUAACCUUGGACACCUCAGUCCAGAGGUAAUGAGGAUGUGGAAGGGGCAUGUGGAGCAGAGACAAGGGGACUGGGUGAGGGGGUCACAUCAUGUAAGCUUCAUGCAGGUGCAAAGGAAAAACAGGGCAAAUAAAACACACAAAAUGUGAAGCUCCCAUUAACUACAAAAGAGUUCAGAACAGGCCUGAUAAAUAUUUUGCAGUUAUUGGGAGUAAUAAAACUGAACUGAAAAAAAAAACACAUAUUAGCUGAUGUCCCAAAAUAUUACCUAAUAUACAAUUAAUAAUAAAUGAUGGGAUUAAAGAAAAAAUAAAAACAACGGACAAAGAUAUGAUAUUUUGCUAAGAAUAAAUGCAAAUCACUUAUGUCUCUUAAUUUUAUUCUCAAAUAAGUCAAGUGUGUAGAGUUUCAGGAAAACAUAAUGAGUACGAUGACUCAAAAGUGGAUGGGUGUGGGGAGUAUGGCCAAAAACGUAAUAGCCCAUAAUAAUCAACUGACUUAUUUAAAUUUUGGCAACAAUUAUGUCAACGACUUUUUUGUUUGUUUGGUAAGUGUAAUAAAAGUGUGUGAAAACCUCAAA
Messenger RNA from Etheostoma spectabile (orangethroat darter), 2471 nucleotides. It is a transcript of the gene tmem221, whose product is annotated as transmembrane protein 221. The record is from RefSeq and is a predicted model, not a curated record. Lineage: Eukaryota; Metazoa; Chordata; Actinopteri; Perciformes; Percidae. The transcript is spliced from 3 exons. Bases 321 to 1247 code for a protein of 308 amino acids.